CUAAUAGUAGCAAUUAUAGCGAUAUUUGACACUCUCUCCCACACAUGCACACAGGUAAUAUAGGAACAGGUUUCCGAGAUCACCCCUUUGUGCCACACCUACUGACCUUGCCUUUGACUUUAGCUCGUACCCAGACCCUCGUCCUAAUAUUGCAUCACGAGGGUAUUCCUGCUGUGCCACACUACGAGCAAAGCCCUUAUAAAAGAACGAUGCUGUUCUAACGCUGUUGGGUACAUACUCCUGGUCUUAUGACAGCAGCACGUACAGUAGUUGCCUUUUGUGUGAUGAGUACACACAAGUGUCGACAACUACAGGUGCUAUGGCUAAUGUACACACCUCAUGUAAGUCAUGGAUAAAAGGCUCUGCUAAGGUACAAUGGACAGCAGCUUCUAGGCUGGUUGAGUCUUAAGCAAUAUCAUGUUCGCAGUAAAAGUUGACAGCAAAUGAGAACAAUGAGUGGUGCACGUGGUCUUGUUCCAAGAUCUCAUCUCCCCCUUGAGGGGGAAAGGCUCCUCUCUGACUUUUAUUUGCUCUAGUUCGUCCGCAUACACCAUCACGUGCGCAGAGAGACUGUCCAACAAUCUGAUAAGCUUGCCAACUCAAGAAAAGAUACCACGCCCUCAUUCGCAUGGAAACACAUAAGUGUGUGGUGCCAAACAAGGAUCCCCUAAUUGCUGGGAACAAGCACUGAAUAAACACUAGCUACCUUUUGAGAAUGAGCUGUAUUGCAUCAACACUGGGCUGCAUUUGGAAUGUGGCUGCAUAUAAAGGCUAAAUUCCCAUCAUAGUAACAUUUAGCCCGUAUUAUUAUUUUAUGCUGCCACAUUCCUUUUAACUCCCAAAUUCUCAGAACUCUCAACAAGCUAAAGCUGCGAAAUAUCCUCCUCCCAUAACUCGCUACCUAACACACAUUGCGUUCUUGAGACUAUGGAUUCUGAAAGGAUCUGCAGCAGUUAUCCAUUUGCCUUGAAUCCAGGCUCUUUGGGAGGAGGAGAGCCUGGUACUCACCGUUUAUACUUUUUACUCUGCCCUGUCACGACGACUUCACAAAUAGGUGUAUUAUUGUUGGCCGCCAUGUAAGACGGAACUGAAAAGCUGCCUAUGAAUAACUGUAAAUGUGAAUCCCAUGAGAGCAACAACCUUUUCCUGUUAGUUGCCAUACAAACCGCCUUGCCUCAUAAUUAUAAAACACCCCUUGGCUGCACAGCCAACAUAUUAUGGGCAUGUGAAAUCACGGAGUACCAGGUGGCUGCCUACAUUGACAAAUGAACAUCACAUGAGUGAGCAACUCAGAGAUUCUCCAUGCUCCCGAGAAUACAACUGUCUUUCUAAACAAACCGGCAGUUUUUACAUGUGAGACAAGAGGUGGCGACACUUUGUGGCUAGUCAAUGGAACACAGCGAUCAACUUUUCUGCCUGACAUACGUAAUGACCUGGUUCUCUCAGAAGAGAUUACUACUCCUGAAGGGAGUUCAGUGCAGACUCUGACCAUCCCAGCCAGACCCCAGUACAAUGGAACUAGAGUUCAGUGUGCUUCCGUGAUAUUUCGUGGCCCCUCCGUGGAGAGUGACAAUGUUACAUUGAUCAUUCAAGGUGCAUGUAUUAUUUACAAGUUACGAAAUUGCUUACCAUGAUAUCCAGGUCCACUGUCAGCAGUAGCUGGUGUAAGUUCCAUUAGCAGUACCAGCUCAGUGACCAUCUCGUGGAGUGCUCCAUUCUCUCUGGGUGUGACUGGUGUUGAUCCUGAUAUCUGGUACUCUGUCCUCAUCUACAAUGUGACAGAUGAGAACAACCCAACAGCCAUCCUCUGUACUGACUGUAUCAAUAUCACUGAGACACACUACACCUUCACUCCUGACUACCUCAGUCCUUGCCAUGUGUUCAACUUCUCUGUCAUCCCUCUGAAUGGAGCUGGUCAGGGAGAGAGGAGUCCCAACAUUACUACUAGAAGGCUUGCUUUCAUCAGAACUCAUAUCAAAGCUGUUUAUGACGAUGUUGCAGUUACUUAUGCACACAACGAGAUGGUAGAUGAGUACAUUCUUCAUGGAGUGUCUGAUACGGACCUAAAAAAUAUUUCAUUGUCCUCCAACCAUCGAGUUUCAACAUACACACUCUCUGCAAACAAAAAGUUUAGCAUAUUCUUUGAAGUGUUCACAGCUGGUGGACCUGUGAAUGUAUCUCAUGAUACCUUCACAACCUAUGAUGUCCAGAGUCUGUCAGUGGAAGAGGAAGAAGGAGGAGUGUUAGUGAGAGGGGAGUUCACGAGUGGGUCACGAGCUACAGGAUGUCUGGUGGUCCUCCAGGGACCUCCCUCCUCUCCUGACGUCUUCAGAGCUCUCCUGAGGACCCAGUCUCAGGACACUGUCUCCACCACUGUACCUGUCCCUCCCUCCACUUACACUGUGUAUGGAUAUGACCUUGAGGAGAAUGGACUACCCAACACCAUGCCUGCUGUCCUUCUAGAGAACCAGAUAUUGCUAAACUCAGAUGCUGACAAAGUUAAACCUUCCCUCUAUUUGAAGAAUGCCAGCAUAUCCCAAAGAGGAUCAACUGUAGUGAUAGACUGUGAAUUCUCAGAGGUCUAUCCCGAGGCCUCAUGUGUCCUGGUCUACAGAGAGUAUGGCAGUCCUCUCCUGACAGUGGUGGACAUUCCCCAACUCUUUGAUUUCCCUGUCUCUAUCGCUGUGGACAACCCUGAGAACUAUACCUUUGCACUGUUUGGGAAGAAUGGUGCUAUGAGUUUGGAUGAAGAGCCACUGGUGUAUACUAAAUUCAGUGACUCUGCAGGUUUCCAGACCAGAAAUGCUGUGGUCUAUGAUGAGGUAGUUCUUUCCCCAACCACCACCCCAUCCUCUGUCAUUCCAACUGAACCCAACACAGCCUAUGUCACCACCACAAUACCCACUGACCAGAAUGUGGCCUAUGCUGUGCAUUCAUCGUCAUAAUGUGUGUUACUGGUUUUAGUGUCAUUGCAUAUUAAUAGAU
Geodia barretti is the source of this 2985-nucleotide messenger RNA. Lineage: Eukaryota; Metazoa; Porifera; Demospongiae; Tetractinellida; Geodiidae. The record is from the annotation of a GenBank genome assembly.